GAGGAAGAAGUCACGUGGCAGCCGGAAAGCGUGGCGGCUGCUGCGAGAGCCUGUCCCUUCACCGCCCCCAGGGAGCUGGAGCGACAACAAUGACGUCGUUUCCGUUUCCACCACCUCUUCCUUUUCCCGUCCUCGCGGACGCCGUGCCGGGUCGGUGUUAGUCUCCGGCCCUGGUUGUGGAAAGCGACAGAAGUCAUGGCGAUGUUUGAACAGAUGAGAGCUAACGUGGGCAAGUUGCUCAAGGGUAUCGACAGGUACAAUCCUGAGAACCUGGCCACCCUGGAGCGCUAUGUGGAGACGCAGGCCAAGGAAAAUGCCUAUGAUCUGGAAGCCAACCUGGCUGUCCUGAAGCUGUACCAGUUCAACCCAGCCUUCUUUCAGACCACGGUCACCGCCCAGAUCCUGCUGAAGGCCCUCACCAACCUGCCGCACACAGAUUUCACCCUAUGCAAGUGCAUGAUCGACCAGGCACAUAAUAAACAUUGUGAACUUCAAUUCCCAUCACAGCAAGCCCUGGAUGAAAACAUGGACCUCUUGGAAGGUAUAACUGGCUUUGAAGACUCUGUCCGAAAAUUUAUCUGCCAUGUUGUGGGUAUCACUUACCAGCACAUCGACCGCUGGCUGCUGGCCGAGAUGCUCGGGGAUCUGUCGGACAGCCAGCUAAAGGUGUGGAUGAGCAAAUACGGCUGGAGUGCUGACGAGUCGGGGCAGAUCUUCAUCUGUAGCCAAGAAGAGAGCAUUAAACCCAAAAACAUUGUGGAGAAGAUUGACUUUGACAGUGAGUGGUGGCCCACGGCCUCAGGCCUUGGGGCUAAGGGGGUGCCUCUCAAGGGAGGCCGAGGCAGGGGCCCAGAGGACCUGGGUACAUCUGCUCAUGUUCUGGGCUGGGAAGUCUGCACCUGCCAGAUUCCAUUCACCUUGUGUCUCGGGGCUCCUGCCCAGGGAGCAAUAGUGGGGAGCUGGGUGAUCUUCCCUGAAACUUCUAGGCCCUGUGUCCUGCCUCAUAGCACUCAGCAAGACUUCCUGGGGCCCAGCGGGGCCUCGCAGGGGGUCUCUGCACCCUUACUCAUCCCUGAGGCCGGUCUGGUUGGCCCUCUUUUAUCCUUGGGGUACCCAGGCCUCAUGUGCAGACUUGGAGUCCGGUGAACAGUAGGAAUCUUGAUUCUCUACUUUGGGUGAUUUCACAUCUUUGUGCCUCAGUUUUCUCAUCUAAAAAAUGAGGA
Mandrillus leucophaeus (drill) is the source of this 1223-nucleotide messenger RNA. RefSeq names its product eukaryotic translation initiation factor 3, subunit K (gene EIF3K). Lineage: Eukaryota; Metazoa; Chordata; Mammalia; Primates; Cercopithecidae. Gene Ontology annotation, cellular component: eukaryotic translation initiation factor 3 complex; cytoplasm. The record is from RefSeq and is a predicted model, not a curated record. The transcript is spliced from 6 exons. The coding region runs from base 196 to 1146 and encodes 316 amino acids. Gene Ontology annotation, molecular function: translation initiation factor activity.